AUGUACGCACAAGCAGUAAACCAAUUAUUCAGAAGAUCUGCAUCACUACAAAGAUCAGCUCAAUUAUACCAAAGAUUAGAUGCAUCUCAAGCAAUUAAAUCAACAACAUCUGCAGCCGAUUUUGGAACUAUUCUAAAAGGUUCAAAUGCCACAAAACUAAGACAAAGAUUAGAUUUAGAUCCACGUAGCAAGAUUACAUUUGAUGAUUUUAAGAAUUUGGCUAUUGAAUCUGGUUUCAAGGAUAAUGAAGUAACACCACUCUCUAAUGCAUUGACUCAAUCUGGUAACAUCAUUCAUCUUCCAAACAGUGCCGUACCAAAUAUUUCAAAUUCCGUCUUUAUUAAACCAAAUCAUGUUUAUCAAUCUUUAUACUAUGUAUUGGAUAUUGAAAACAAAGGAGUUGGAUUAGAAAAAUUGAUUCAAAUGAAAAAGGAAGAGAUUAACAAGGUAAAGGCCAACCUAGCCAAAUAUGAACCAAUCAAACAAGAUAUUGAUAGAAGAUCGACAAACAGUGCUCAUCGUAUCAUUUGGGCUGGUUUGGGUUACUUGGUACUCCAAGCUGGUGUCAUUGGUCGUUUGACAUGGUGGGAUCUUUCAUGGGACAUUAUGGAACCAGUCACCUAUUUUGUCAGUUUUGGAACCGUCUUGAUUGGUUACACCUAUUUCACUCUCACCAAGACUGAAUACACUUUUGAAGCUUUGACCGAUACACUAUUCAAGAGAAAGCAAGCUAAAUUAUUCAACAAAUUAAAGUUCCCAGUUGGUGAAUAUAACAAGUUACUUGAAUUAUUGGAUACAAAGGAAGAAGAAUUAAAGAAAUUAGAAUAUGCUGCAUCUUAUCAUUUAUCUGAACACGGUGAAUUUGUUGAACAAGUUCCAAAGAAUUAA
This is a messenger RNA of Cavenderia fasciculata, 888 nucleotides long. RefSeq lists its product as uncharacterized. Gene Ontology annotation, molecular function: uniporter activity; calcium channel activity. Gene Ontology annotation, biological process: calcium import into the mitochondrion; mitochondrial calcium ion homeostasis. The transcript is spliced from 4 exons. Bases 1 to 888 code for a protein of 295 amino acids. Lineage: Eukaryota; Evosea; Eumycetozoa; Acytosteliales; Cavenderiaceae. The record is from RefSeq and is a predicted model, not a curated record. Gene Ontology annotation, cellular component: mitochondrial inner membrane; uniplex complex.